ACUGUAUAAUACUUGGAGAUCUCCCCUCCGUCAUUCGAAACACUCGCCGACCCCGGUAUCAAACAUCAAACUGGCCUUGCGAGGAGCGCUCCAAACCAUCGGCCUCACCGUCCAGUUAGGGCUCGCCGCCUUUGCUGCUUACAACGCAACCCAAAGGCUGCUGGGCCGACCGACGGCGAUGGCCUCUCCCGGAUUUCCCCCGAGGCAUCUUGAUGCGACAACGGGUAGAGAAGUCGUCUACUGCUAUGGCUGCGAAAACGAGUGGUAUCGCGACGAUUACCCCCAUCUGGACCUAGAAUGCCCCAGGUGUCACAAUGAUUUCGUCCAGAUUGUCGAACCGGACAACGAUCCCCGACCAGGUGUUCAACAACAAGGUCACCGUUCAGACUCGGACCCGGAGGAAGAUGACAUAGAGCAGUUCCUCGAGCGUGGCCCCGGGUCCUUCUUCAUGCGACGAUCGGUGUACCAAUCGCCAGAUAGUCCCUUCAACCGUUCAAGUGGGAACGGUCUUGAGGAUCUUGAUAGCAGUCCGGACCGGCCGCGUGCCCGUCCAGAUGAUCCUGGCGAGGCCGUUUUGUCGCGAUUCGCCGAUAUGUUUGUCGAGUUAAGCGGCGCAAGGCCGGGACAGCAAGGGGAAAACGCCUUUGGGACACAGCCGCGGAUACAGCGUACGACUUUUACCAGAGCAGGAGACGGCAUGGCUAGCUUUACCUUCACGACCACGACAACUACAGGAGGCCCAGCGGGAGACGGGCCGGAAGUGCCCGCUUUUGACACGUAUGUUCGCUCGCGACAUGGCAAUGGUUUCCCUGGAAUUCGCAGACACACAAUCAUUGUUGUGACUAAUAGGAGGGCUAACUCGAACGGUGAUGGCAGUCUGUUUAGGGGUCUCUUUGGCAACAUCCCGCCGCCGGGCGCGGAAGACCCCGGUGGCGGCCAGGGCCAGGGCGGUGGUCCACGAGGGCCUCCUCUUGGGUUUGCCACUGGCCUGCAGGACUUUAUCGCUACAUUGCUGAACCCACAGGCGGCAGUCCAUGGCGAUGCCGUGUAUACCCAGGAAGCACUCGACCGCAUCAUAACGACCCUCAUGGAAGCUAACCCGCAGUCCAAUGCGGCUCCUCCAGCAACGCAAGCCGCUAUUGAGAAAUUACCCAAAAAGAUCCUCGACGAGCAGAUGGUCGGCCCCGAGGGCAAAGCCGAAUGUACCAUUUGCAUCGACGACAUGUACAAGGGCGAAGAGGUCACGGUGCUACCGUGUAAGCAUUGGUUCCAUGGGGAAUGCGUCACUUUAUGGCUUAAGGAGCACAACACGUGCCCUAUCUGCCGAAUGCCGAUCGAGGGCAACAGCCCAUCCGGGAGCAACAGCAACAACAACAAUAACAAUAACAGCCCAUCGUCCGCAUCACGCCAAGAAGCAAGUACCAACUCUGCAUCAGCCUUCGCGUCCACAUCCGCACCAGGAAGAAACCCCUUUGAAUCACUUAACCCCUUUGGAUCACAAGCCCAAUCGGCCAGAGAGCGACUUCGGCGCAGCGAGCAGGAGAGAGAAGAGCGCCUCGAGCGGAUCCGUAACGUGGCCGGUGUUAGACGUACCGACUCUCAAUCCGAGGGAAUCUCCCGCCGAACUUCACACUCGCCUCCCAGCCGUGAGAACUCACGUUUUGACAUGCGAUCGCGCGAUAGGGACCCGUCGCCACCAAGGGAUAGGGGCACCUCGACGGCCUGGCAGCCGAAUACGAGCAGUAAUUCUCAGAGCAACAUUAGCAGCAGGUACAGCGGUGGAUUGAACAACCUCUGGGGACGCAAUAACGGUAACAACGGGGAGGGAAAUUCACGGGAUCGAGACGGACAGCAACAGCCAAAUCAACAGCAGCAGCAGCAGCAGCAGCAGCAGAGUUCGAGUUCUGGUAAUGGCGCGCUAGGGUGGCUUAGGGACCACUUCGGCCGUGGUUCUUCCGGUUCUGGCUCCGGGGCGGAUCGGGAUAGGGAGCGCAGACGCUGAGCCUGGUAGGAGCGGUCAUGGCAUGUGGAAUUGUGGGUGGCUCGAUUGUAUAAUUAUGUAUUGAAGAAUCGGCUCAAAUACACAUACAACGAAGGCAAAGGGAACAGACAC
Molecule: messenger RNA, 2113 nt
Organism: Neurospora hispaniola
Lineage: Eukaryota; Fungi; Ascomycota; Sordariomycetes; Sordariales; Sordariaceae
Exons: 2
Coding region: 179-2002 (607 amino acids)
Biological process (GO): protein ubiquitination
Cellular component (GO): cytoplasm
Molecular function (GO): ubiquitin protein ligase activity
Source: RefSeq, a predicted model, not a curated record